This is a messenger RNA of Myripristis murdjan (pinecone soldierfish), 4465 nucleotides long. RefSeq lists its product as uncharacterized. Gene Ontology annotation, molecular function: deSUMOylase activity. The transcript is spliced from 11 exons. Gene Ontology annotation, cellular component: nucleus. Lineage: Eukaryota; Metazoa; Chordata; Actinopteri; Holocentriformes; Holocentridae. The record is from RefSeq and is a predicted model, not a curated record. Gene Ontology annotation, biological process: proteolysis; protein desumoylation. Bases 452 to 2725 code for a protein of 757 amino acids.
GAUAGUACAUAGGUAUGUCUGACUUUCCUCUGCCGUCAAAGACGUGGCCGUAGUCGGUGUUGUUUGCACCAGCGGGUGUGAGCUGUUUGUCUUCGGGCGCCGCUCAGUUUGUGACAGAAAGUGGAGGAAAUGAGGCCAGGAUGUUUUAGUCUCAGAGUAAUUUCACCUGAGGAACCCUCAGCUGCCGUCUGCAUCCUAGUCUGCUGUUCAGGUCAUGACCUCUGUGGUGGGAAAGGCCUGAGAAGGGACACCCGUUCUUCGCGGGAGGAUCAAGAGGAAUACCUGGAAAGGCAGGAGCAAGACUUGACUGCUAAGCAGCAGGGGAGAACCAAAACUAUAGACGAGAGAGGAGCAGAGAAAGCCCUGGCACGUCACACAAGAGGAGCGCAGGAGGUAGAGGAGAGGAGAGGCGGUAUUGGGGGAUGGGGUUGGAGAGCCACAGGAGGACGUCAUGGUUCACAGCGGCUCUGCCUCCCCAAUGACAACAACGCCAUCGGCAUCACCUCAGCUAACCGUUCCUGCUCCAGCACCCCCUCUGCAAGCACUGCCUCUUCUAGAUCCUCCCCUGCCGACGACUACAGAUCAAGACCUCACCCAGACUCCUGCCAAGCUCCUCACCCCAGCUCUUACCACGAGCUCAGGCUCGACUCAGCCUUGUACUCCAACUCCUUCUGAGGUUGAACCUCCCACCUUAAAUCCAGGCAAAGCACUAAGCACUAACUCGGAUUUAGCAUCAAUCCAGUCUCCUGUACAGACACCAGUUCCCACCCAAAACUUAGUCAAUGGACGCUCUUCAGGCCGGAAGCGGACUCCUAAAGCCUGUGACUGCUGUGGUCCAAACAGCAAAGGACAUGAUGUCAAAACCUUGGGCAGGGGGAGAGGGAAGGGCAGAGGGAGAGGAGCGGGCAGGGACGUUGGUGACACCUCAAAAAGGAAAGGCGUCCGGAGUCAGCUGACAAGAAUCAAGAAGUUUGACUUGACAGAGGAAGAAGAGGAGGGGGAGGACACUGAUGAUGAAUUUGAGAAGGUGCAAAACACUCAUGCAGUCAACAUCGCUGAGUCGCAAGCCCCUGUUGACCUGCCAAUCACAUUCUCCAAUCAGGAUGGACCAAUGAGGAACUGUGUUGCUCAGGAGGGAGCAGGAGCACAGAAGGACAGUGUGAUAAAUAAGCAAGAGGGUGCUGGGGUGAGGAAAGGAGGUGAGAAAAUCGGGGAAGCGGGGGUUAGAUUGCAGGGAACAAGGGGCAGGGGAGUUUUAUUGGGGAGAGGGAGAGGAGAGAAGGGGAUGAUGGAGGCUAGCGAUGCCUCAAACAUUGAGAUGAAAGUUGGAGAAAAGAGGGGAGGUGGAGCUCCUGAAACACUGGCUCGAGCUGGAUCCAUGUCCAAACAGAGGCCGAAUGAGGAGGAAGCAGGUGCAGAGAUGGAGCAGGGGGAGCAUACUGACUCUGGUCUGGCCACAUCUUCACCUGGAAAUGGGCUAAACCUGUCUGGAGGUGGGACCAGCAGAGGGGGUGAGGAGGCCGAGGUUAAGGCUGAUGAUGUGAAUCCGAUUGGAACAGGAAAUGGAGUAUUUGUCUCAGGGCAGUCGCCAGGCUCAACGUCAACAUCAGGAAAUGCCCAAAACCCAGACUCAGAGAUGCAGGUGGACCAGGACCCUGCCGCAACGGUACCGGUGUGGACACCUGGAAAUAUGUCCAAUGGAGACAUUACCGCACCUGCAGACAAGAACCAUGGAUCCACUUGUGUGGAGAGCUGUAUUUUGGUGUGCACCACGCAGCACCGGUGGGCAUUAAGGGACCACAGACUGUACUGUCAGCCAGGAACCUGGGAGAAGGACGAAGAGGAGGGGGAGGAAGGGGUGGUGGCGGGAAAGGAACUAUCAGGACAAAGAGAUGGAUGGGAGACAGAUGGACAGACUCAGGACAAAGACAGUCAGGAGCCGCUUACAGAGAUGAUCCAUGACUUUCUGGAGAGUUUUUAUAUGAAGUAUGGUAGUUUCAUUCCUCUCAGUGAGACAGAUGUCCUGGAAUACCUGAAGAAGAAAGGCAACUCUGACCUCAACAACAGGAAGCUGGACAUCCCAGGCGAGGUGCGGCGGUACAGGGCAGGGCUGGCCUCUGUCCCAGUUGCGGGCUUCAUGGUGUCGUAUAACAAGCACACCCUGAGCCUGGAGGACCUUGGCACACUGGAGGAGCAGAACUGGCUCAAUGACCAGGUUAUCAACAUGUACGGAGAACUCAUCAUGGAGGCCACGCAGCACAAGGUUCAUUUUUUUAACAGCUUCUUCCACAAGCAGCUGGCUGCCAAGGGUUACGAGGGCGUGAAGAGAUGGACUAAGAAAGUGGACCUCUUCUCAAAGUGGCUGUUAUUAGUUCCCAUUCAUUUAGAAAUCCACUGGUCCCUCAUCACCGUUGACAUGGCAACAAAAACCAUCAGUUAUUAUGACAGCCAGGGCAUCGUCUUCAAACAUACCAUAGAUAACAUUAUGAAGUACCUUCAGUCUGAAGCCAGAGAGAAGAAACAGACUGCCUACCAGAAAGGCUGGAGGAUGGUCAUCAUCAAGGGUAUUCCUCAGCAGAAAAACGACAGCGAUUGCGGUGUUUUUGUCCUCGAGUACUGCCGCCGCCUCUCGGUGAAGCAGCCUCUGCGGUUCAGUCAGGAGGACAUGCCUCACAUCCGCAAGAGGAUCUACAAGGAACUGUGUGACUGCCGCCUCAGCGACUGACUGACUGGAUAAUGGCUGCCUUUACUGACUGACCGCUUGCCUGGUUACAUGAUACAGACAGCCUGUCCCAGCCUGUCUGAAAGCCUUUCCCUCUGGCAGCCUGUAUCACAAGGAGCCCCGACCAUCUGUAUACCAGGGAGCGCUUACUGCCUGUCUGCCUGUUUGACUGUCUCACUGCAGAGACGUCAGCCACUGAGACUGUUUCUGACUCAAAUCAACAAUAGUCUGUAGUUGCUCCCAACUUUUCCACAACUUUUACAGAGAACUACUGACGUGGCCCCCUACUGACCCCCUCAGAAAACGCUGGACACAUAACACUCACCGUUCAUGUUGCUUUCCUUUUCUUUUGGCUUCCCCAGUGGAAUUCAAGCAAAUGGCCAAACAGCCGCCUCAAAAUGGCUGCAGAUGGGAGCUGUGACACUGAGUGAGCACCAAGGUUGGGAUCUAAUAAAGCUUAGGCCAGUUUGGCAGAGAGCCUGCUGGGCAGAGCUGACAGAGCCUGCUGCUGACCCAAAUUGACUCCGAGAGAAACUGAGACUCUCCCAACUCUGAGCGACCUCUCUGGACCCGUGCGGAAACGACAUAUUCCAAGAUUUGGACUGAGGGUUCAGCCUAUGACCAACGCGAUAGACUCUUCUUCUCACAUGAAGAGGCCUUACCUCCUGGACGGCCAUUUUAAACCGAGAGACAUUUUUAUUUCCUUUCCAUCUUUUGCUGGACUGCAGCACUAUCACUCAUUUGUGCUUUCUAACUUGUGAUGAAAUGCUAGGACAUGAAAUCCAGUGGACCAGCUGUUCACUUGAAACUUGAAGGUUUGGUUUGGUUUGGUUCUGUUAGUCUGCAGGUGUUUGCAGGUCUGGAGGCCGAUCCGUUGAAGAUCCUAGAUUUGAACUGAAUGUACUGAUCACAAAUUCUUCCUGGCUGCCUCGUAGGGUGGGAAAUUAGCACCACACAGGCUGAUAGCACGUUUGGGAUGUGUGGCAUGAAAUAGGGAUGAGAAUUUUCAAAGUGCUUUUUGUUCAGGGUUUCAUGGUUUUGACAUCUCCCUAUGUUUUUUUUUUUUUCUCAAUUAAAAUUCCGUUUUUUCCCCACCCUAUUAUUUUUUUGCAUCUUUGUUUUGCUGUGAUCUCAUCAUCCAUGGUAAAUUUUGCACAGGUACUCAACCAGCCUUUUUAGCUAAAAGCCAUUGUUUGGAGCUUGGAUAUUUGAAUCCAUCAGUUUGACUGUUGCUUUAAUAUUAAAAACUGGCGCCCACUCUGGUUAGGAAACUAUUUGUUGAGCUGCACGUGUGAGGACCACAUGUCAUGUUACUGUGUAAGCUGAGCAGUGUCUCCAUGAUACUGUGGAGCAUACUGGGCCUACUGCUUCAUAUGGGUGCAUUUACACAGGUGCAGAAAAUCAUUUUUAUGUGUCACAGAGCUGACUUCUAAAUAGUAACCACAUGGGUUUUCUUUUCCCGUUUAUACAGUCGCAAAAGGUUUGUGUCUCUGCCCAUAGGUGUUGAUCUAAUUUUCUGCUCCUGUGUUAUGCAGCCUGAGAGUGAACCUCAACUGUUUUGUUUAAAUCCUCUGUUCUGUCUGGGUUUGAUUUCAUUGUUAUAUUAACUAAUAUUUAAUUAUUGGAUUGUAUUGUAGUUUUACUGGCCUUUUACAUGCUUGCUUUGGCUGAUAGCCACAAUGGUUCUUGGACUGUUUUUAUUGUUGUUAUUAAAGGGCCAACCCUGUUGGAAAUUUUUCUGCA